Molecule: messenger RNA, 1353 nt
Organism: Neurospora tetrasperma FGSC 2508
Lineage: Eukaryota; Fungi; Ascomycota; Sordariomycetes; Sordariales; Sordariaceae
Exons: 2
Coding region: 130-1119 (329 amino acids)
Cellular component (GO): cytoplasm
Source: RefSeq, a predicted model, not a curated record
CUCACUCAUCAUCAGCAUCAGUAUCACAAGACUUCACUCGACUUCAUCAGCUCAACCUACUUCGACCUCAAAGCCCACUUUGACUCUCAGGAGCAUUACUUGUCCUCACAAACAACCAACAUCGCAACCAUGCCUCAGCUCGUCGGAAAGCAAGUUGGUCCCACUGGCUACGGCCUCAUGGGCUUCUGCACCAAGAACCCUCCCACCCCCAAAGAGCAAGCCUUCAAGGCCAUGCGCGCCGCCCUUGAGUCCGGCGCCAACUUCUGGAACGCCGGUGAAUUCUACGGCUCGCCUGACUGGAACACGCAAAAGCUUCUGGCUGCCUACUUCAAGCAGUACCCCGAAGACGCCGAGAAGGUUGUCCUCUCCGUCAAGGGCGCCUUUCUCUUCCCGCAGAUGAUCCCCGACUGCUCGCCUGCGGGACUCAAGCGCUCCAUCGACGCCUGUCUCGCCGACCUGGACGGCACCCACAAGAUCGACAUCUUUGAGCCCGCCCGCAUCGACCCCAAGGUGCCGCUCGAGGAGACGCUCAAGUACCUCGAGGACGAGUACGUCAGCAAGGGCAUCAUUGGCGGCAUUGGUCUCUCCGAGGUUUCGGCCGCGACGAUCCGCAAGGCAGUCAAGAUCACCAAGAUCGCUGCGGUGGAAGUUGAGAUCUCCCUUUGGGCGACGCACACGCUUGAGAACGGCGUGGCCGAGGCUUGCGCCGAGUUUGGCAUCCCGUUGAUUGCUUACUCGCCCAUCGGCCAGGGCAUGCUCACAGGUCAGAUCAAGACGCUUGACGAUCUGGCCGCGGACGACUUCCGGAGGCAUUAUCCUCGCUUCUACCCGGAGAACUUCCACUUGAACAUCCAGCUCGUUAGCGAGCUGAACGAGUUGGCCAACAAGAAGGGAUACACGCCCGCGCAGCUGGCCAUCAACUGGGUCAAGUCACUGAGCAAGAAGCCUGGUUACCCGACGGUUAUCCCGAUCCCUGGUGCGACUACCGCGGAGAGGGUCAAGGAGAAUAACGUCGAUAUCGAGUUGACUAGCGAAGACUUGAAGAAGAUUGAUGAGACGUUGAAAAAGUUUGAGAUUGCCGGGAGGAGGUACCCUGAUGCUGUUCCUAUUGACGGCUGAGUGGUGUCUGGUUUCUUCCUUGACUACCUUGGCAUACAUAGACUCGACAGGUUUCUCUGUCUUCAUCACUUGUUCAGGGAAUUACAAUGGCGAAUGAAAAUACACGAGAAAGCCAGCAGUGGGAGUGUGGGAUUAGACAUUACUUAGGUACCUACUCAAUUCAGUCCGCUCCGUCUUUGUGUGAGCAUCCUAAAUGAAUUGCAAUGUCUCACUACGAGGACUCUUGUCCUUCUA